This is a messenger RNA of Medicago truncatula (barrel medic), 1626 nucleotides long. Its product is annotated as tRNA(adenine(34)) deaminase, chloroplastic-like. The transcript is spliced from 2 exons. Lineage: Eukaryota; Viridiplantae; Streptophyta; Magnoliopsida; Fabales; Fabaceae. The coding region runs from base 1 to 1626 and encodes 541 amino acids. The record is from RefSeq and is a predicted model, not a curated record.
AUGCAUGAAUCUGGUUAUGGAAAAGCUUCUAUUUCACAGAAGCAAGUCCACAGUGAGGAAGAUAAUUCAUCUUUUGUAGAACAUUUGGAUAAGAAAACAAACAAGGCAUACAUUCAAACAGGAAACAGAAGAAAGAAUCAAUCUUCAUAUGCACAAGAGUCUGGUCGCGAUGAAUUUGAGACAACUUUAUUACCAGGAAAGAGAUUCAGUGGCAGUGAAGAGAACCUUGAAAUAUCCAACUCAUUUAAAAAAACAAGUGAUGAACAUGAAAAGUUUGUUGGUUCUACUUCUACCACCGGAAUCGAAAGUUUGAAAUCAAAGAAAACAUUUGGUGGCAAGGAAGGGAAUCUUGGGAUAUCAGAAACACGUUUGCAGGAAAGAAGUGAUAAACAUAAAAAAUUUAUUGGUUCUAAUUCUACCACAACAAAGGAUGUAAUAGAGAGAAGUUCCCAAAAUUAUAUAGGAAAUUUUAAAAUUGAAGACACUGAAAGGACCUCUGAUACUGGGAUGAAGAAUAUGGGAGAGAAAAAUAAUUCGGUUUUGAGCUCUGCUCAAAGAGUGGAGUUGCAACACCGUAAAGGAGAGAAGAUCAUUGCACAUGAUAAAGACAGAAGAAAAUCCCAACUGUUUUCUGAAGUAUCACAAGUUCAUGGGAGUCGUGUUGAAGAUACAUCUAUCCUGAUGUCUAAAACUAGUGUGAAGAACCAGGAAGAAAUAUCAUACUUAAGUUCACAUGAAAGGGAUACACGACUCCAGACUGAUAGGAGGAGAACUCAGAGUGUUCAACAUAGCAAAGGAUAUGAACAUGUCAGCACUUCAUCGGAAGGCUUUGACAGUGAUGAAAAGCAAGUUUCAAGUUCUCAAAUAACUUCUGAGAAGAUUAGACUUAUGCCAAAAAGUAAAUCGGCAUCAGCUGUUAAAACUAGAGAAAGUUCUUCCCAAACUGAAGAAAGGAUUUUUGAAUUUGCUAAUGACCACCAAAGAUCUAGGAACCCUUCUUCCCAAAUGGGUAGAGUUUCAGCUCAUGUUGAACAAACAGCUGGGUUUGAAAGCCCUGAUGUCUACCUUGAAGCUUCAGAAAGUGGCUCUUCUGCUUUGUAUGGCAAUUCGGGAAGAAGUCCUGCUAUGUUUUCAGGAUCACAUUCCCAAUAUGAAAGUGAUAAGUCAUAUAGUGAACCUUCCAUUUUCAUGACUCCAGAGGAUGUGCUUGGUUCAGGUAAUCGUUUAGAGGAAUCAUCAAAACAGUUUGUUGAUGAGUUUGUGGAGAGGGUCAGGCAUGAAGUCACAACUUCAGAAAGACAGCAAGAGAUAGAAGUUGCUGGAACAAAGUUGGCCUCUGACGUUGAGGAUAAUCAGAUGAACAGUUCAAGGCAACAAGGCACUCAAAAUGACUCUCAGUCAAAGAGUCAUGAGUCCAGCCAUUCCACUGGGUUUCUGGGCGCCAUAGGAAUUUCUGACGAAAUGUGGGAUGUAAAAGAACUAUCUGUUGGGCAUGGUCUAUCAUCUGAAGAACCAGUGAUCAACAAUGAAACUGCAAAACCAAUUGUCAAGAGAACAGGAAGGUCCAUGUGGAGUGACAGAAACUCACCAAACAAAUCUGACAGUGAGACAUGGCAUUCUGGGUAG